Scophthalmus maximus (turbot) is the source of this 3203-nucleotide messenger RNA. RefSeq names its product VPS37A subunit of ESCRT-I (gene vps37a). Bases 600 to 1871 code for a protein of 423 amino acids. Lineage: Eukaryota; Metazoa; Chordata; Actinopteri; Pleuronectiformes; Scophthalmidae. The transcript has 12 exons. The record is from RefSeq and is a predicted model, not a curated record. Gene Ontology annotation, biological process: ubiquitin-dependent protein catabolic process via the multivesicular body sorting pathway; protein targeting to vacuole; protein targeting to membrane. Gene Ontology annotation, cellular component: ESCRT I complex.
GCCGCUCGUUAGCUUCUUCCUCUUUCUUUUGUAACACGAACGUUAUUCGAUCUAUUCGCUGUCGCGCCACCAGCGUGUUUGCCGGUCACGUCAGUAGCGUUACCUAGUAGCGGAGCACUCGGCCAACCGGCGUUCACUCGGCGCAGCUAGCCGCCAGGCUCCCGUCGGGGUCGGGGCGAACACGUCGAGCUAACAGCUCCGCUCAGCACCGUGCAUGUGCCGACGCGCCUCGGCGGUCGCGGACUGGCACGCGAGCACGCAGCUCGCGGCGUGGCUGUCGAGCGGCUAGCGGCGGCCGAGCCUCCCCGGAGCUAGCGACGUAGCCGCGGGCUCGCUAGCUCGCCGGGUCCGUCGGUCGGGUUCAGUGUUGGGGCUCUGACCGUGUCCCCGUCACCGCUCCAGCGUCGCUCGAAGCGCGCUGGUCACCGCGUGUCGUUUGAAUGCGGAGCAGGCUAAUGAGAUGUGGGGGAUUAAAGUAUUAGCCUUUGUUUGCGAAGCAGCUCCUUUACCCCGAGUGACUUGUUGUUGUUGUUGUUGUUUGUAUUAGACGGUAACUUGAGGGCACGAGCACGACUGGUCCUCUUCAGUCCGUCAGCCAGAUGGGCACACACCGCAGUCGUCACCCUGCGGAUGUUCCGUUCAGUUCAGUGUCGAGACACGUCCAGAUUGAUGCUCACGUGUGUUGUGGUGCUGUGCUCUUUUCUGUGGAAGUGCAGUUCACAGGAGUUAGUCCACGUCCAGUGGGACAUGCAGAUCAGACUGUGCACGAUAGGGAUCCUGGACAUGCACCUGUCACCAGCCUUGCCGAGAUCCAGAAGGAUGUGGAGUACAGAAUACCCUUCACGGUCAACAACUCCACCAUUAAUGUCAACAUCCUGCUACCUCCUCAGUUCCCACAGGAGAAGCCGGUGGUUAGUGUCUACCCCCCUGUUGGUCAUCAUUUAGUCGACGGCAAUAAUGGCACCAUGAUCACUAGUCCCCUCAUCACUAAUUUUGGGAUGCACUCGGAUCUGGGAAAGGUCAUUCAGAGUCUGUUGGACGAGUUCUGGAAAAGUCCUCCUGCCUUGAUGUCCACUGGUUCCGCUGGCUUUCCAUACAGUAUGUACAAGCCAUCAGGCAUUGCCCCUUACCCCACUCAGGCUUUCCACUAUGGUCCUCGUCACAUGGGUCCCAGUCAGGCGCCACCUCCUGGUCCGAGCGCAGUUCCCUCUCCGGCUCCUCACCCGGGGGUCGAUGGUGCCCACGGGCCUCCUCGUGCUCCAGCUCCGUACGGACUGCUUUCUGACCUGCCACUGCCUGUACCUACCGGAGACUCACAGGCUGGACUGAACGGACAUAUGUACAAGAUGCCCGAAAUCCCAGAGUCCUUCCCUGAACUCUGUGACAUGAAUCUGACCCAUCUGUCAGAUAUGUCUGAAAAUGAGGAUUUGCUACUGGAGUUCUUUGUGAGUUUGCCACAGCUCAAGCAGGUCACAGAUGAUAAAGAAGAGCUGGUCACCAGCAUAGUGGACAUGGCUAAGAAAAACCUUCAGAUGGAGCCACAGUUGGAAGGAAAAAGACAAGAAAUGCUUUACAAGUACGAACAGCUGACUCACAUGAAGUCGGCCUUCGAGACAAAGAUGCAGAGACAGCAUGAACUGAGUGAGAGUUGCAGUCUUAAUACUCUACAGGCUCGGUUAAAAGUCGCUGCCCAUCAGGCAGAAGAGGAGUCGGAGGAGACGGCUGAAAACUUCCUGGAGGGACGCACCGACAUAGACGAAUUCCUGACCAGCUUCAUGGAGAAGAGAACGCUUUGCCACAGCAGAAGGGCCAAAGAGGAGAAGUUGCAACAGUCCAUCAACACACAUGGACCGUUUCCUACCAGCCACUAGAACAAAAGGUUUGGUGUUUUCUCAGCCUACUGCUGCCAACUAAAAGGAUAAAGACAUUAGAGAGGACGAAAAGCACAUGGGCAACAUGUGGCACCUUGGAGAAAUAGGAAGAUGAUGGCAAUGGUUGGCUAAAAAGAAGCCUGUUGUGCUCAGAUCUGGGCAAAAAAGAAAAAAAAAUUGAUCGUGUGAGAGCAAGAUGGAUAAUUUAUGAAGUCACCACAGGAGGCCGAAACUGAAAGAGUGACUGUCACAUGCCCAGCUCUUCAACCACAUUACUAAGGAUUGAUCACAUUGUGGAUAUUUUUAUUGCACAUUUUGUCAGUCCGGUUUGACAAAGAGUUUUAUUUCUUUACAGGAUUUGUGCCACGUCAAGUGCACCUGAUCGGAGUGGUUGGUGAUGUGAACACUUUUGACAAAGUACAAAUGGCUUCUGACAGUAUUCCCAGUCUUAUAUUUUCCCAUGCAGUGAUCAUUAUUAAUUAUCUCCAGUCUCGAUUUAUUUUUUUGUCUGGACAGACAUGAGGAACAGCUUUUGCACGUUUUAUCUGGAAAGGUUGUUCUAGCCAUUUACAUACAUCACAUCACUGUGGUGUCAUUGUCAAUCCAGUUUGUAAUUUGUCAUAACAAAUUUGGGAUUGGCCAAUGAAAAAAAGAAGCAAGGACGGGUAGAUGUUUUCAACUCGGGCUGUUGAAAUUUAAAGUGUGCAGUUUCUGCCUUGAGCAAUUUCUUGAAAGCAUCAUAAAAAUCAGUGUGUUUGCACCAACAUGAAUAAUUUGAUCAAACACAUUAAUGCAAUACCUACCACAAUGUUAAUUUAUCUACUAUACGUUGUCAGAAAUCUGUAUCAAAGUCAACGUAAACCAGAUAACAUACAACAAUUAGCUUGUUUCAGUUAGGGGUUGUGGUUCUGUUAUUAGUGCAGAAACCAUGAAUUGACCAGUUUAACAUUAUUUCAGCUCAAGGGGAAAUCACAGUACUGUAAACCAUGUAAACGGUUUAAUUACACAAUUAGCUAAAUUCUAUGCUUCUUUUACAAUGAUCAAAUUAUGUUUGUAUUUGUAAACACACUGAUGACCAUUUGUCUCAGAAAAUUACGAUAACACAACUUUCUUUUUGAAAUGAAGCCCUCUGAACUUGAAAUGUUUGAUGAAGAGCCUCAGAAGUUUUGGGACAAUGUUGAGGAAUAUUAGGUUAAAUGCUGCAGCAAAACUGACAUUGGAUACUGUAUUUAAAUAAUGUUAAUAAUAGGCUAUAUUGUAAUCAAAGACUCAGACACCUUGUAUUAUAUGUUCUUAUUUAAUUUGUUAGGGUAAUAAAACAUUUAGAAUAAA